Bipolaris maydis ATCC 48331 is the source of this 1389-nucleotide messenger RNA. RefSeq lists its product as uncharacterized. The record is from RefSeq and is a predicted model, not a curated record. Lineage: Eukaryota; Fungi; Ascomycota; Dothideomycetes; Pleosporales; Pleosporaceae.
AUGUCACCCAUCGCAGUACUGGUCAUUGCCGUAUUGAGGGCAACUGGAAUGAUGUCAGACCCCCUCCUCCGCUCUCAACAUUUGAAUAUCGCGAAAUUCGAGCUCGCGAAUGGCUAUAAAACUAGCCAUGAACAUUCUGUCGCACAUGGAGUCUCAGUACACGCCCUUGACAGCGUGGUUGGCUUCGCUCCGCCGGAGAUCAUACCAGUUACCUACCCGACCCCAACUGUCGAUGUUGCUCCCGGGGAGCAACUCAUCCCAACCGAGACUGUAUACGAUCCAACGAUCGAAUCUGGGGAUGGGACCAUCUCCAACGCCAUCCGAGAUAUCCCAAAUUAUCUCAACUCACUGGCUUCGGACCUCAUCAUGGGCCUGGUUCACACACUGCUCGUCAUGACUUACUACACCACCUUCACACCUCUCCACGAAUCUAUUUUCGAGAAAGCGGCCUCCGAACACCCGUACGCGAUUUACUUCUGGCUAUCCCUAGCCAUGCUCACCCUCCUGGAGUCAUUUCUGACAUUCGGUUGGAAUUACAUUCAUCAAGAGUUCCAUGGUUCUCACGAAGCAGCCAUGAAGAGGCUGCGGAGAUGUGAAGCCAAGGCAUGGGGCCAGACUAUACUGAUCAAGGCCCUCGGUGAAGCCAAAGAUCGCUUCAAUCUGGAUUUGGAGGCUCUCACCGCAUCACUUGACGACGCAAAGACUCAGAUCUCGGGGAUUGAGAAGGGAAUACUUAGUGUCUCUCGUGUCUUCACUCAGCAAGAUGAGGACGUGAAGAAAAUGGUACGGAGCUUUGAGAGUGUGGUGCGCGACCAGCACUCUCUUCGAGAACACGUCGGGGAACUUUCCACAACUCUUUACAAGGAACAAGCCGACCAUGCCACAUGCGUAGAUCGCUUUGUUCACGCCUACGGCAGCAAUGUCAUAACUCUCUGCCACCGUUUGGACUGUCUCCAAGAAAAGGUCAAUGUUCUGGAACGCGAAAAACUCGACCGGGCUGCCGAGAUUGACACCCUUAAGAGUGCUGUGAGAAGGGCAGACGAAGAAAGGGCAGUGAUGAUUGAAUUUUACCGGAAACAAAAAUUCAACAACCUGCACACCAACGAGUUCUACCAAAAGGCCAUUUCCGAGACCCCUGAAGAUCAGCUAGCACCGGCGUUCAUGGCUUAUAUGACAGCCAUGCACUCACAAAUGAAUGCAACGCUCCAAGGGGUAUAUCGAUCGGCUGGUGGUCACCCACAUACACCCCAGCCAAAUAUGCCCCAGGGUAGACAACAGAACAACGGCUACGGCAGACCUCCCAAUGGACCUACUGGUUUUGGCUCCCCUGGACUUAGCUCUUCUCGCUAUGGUCCCCCCGGCGGCUUCCCUUUCAACCAGAGGAAGUAA